This is a messenger RNA of Corapipo altera (White-ruffed manakin), 535 nucleotides long. RefSeq names its product otoferlin-like. The annotation marks the transcript as partial. The transcript has 6 exons. The record is from RefSeq and is a predicted model, not a curated record. Gene Ontology annotation, biological process: synaptic vesicle priming; plasma membrane organization. Lineage: Eukaryota; Metazoa; Chordata; Aves; Passeriformes; Pipridae. Gene Ontology annotation, molecular function: AP-2 adaptor complex binding; calcium ion binding. Gene Ontology annotation, cellular component: synaptic vesicle membrane; presynaptic active zone membrane.
GCUGGGAAAGGAGUUUUUUCAGCCAUGAAACUCGGCAAGGCCCGUCCGGCCAAGGAUGAGCAUCGGAAACAAGACGAACCGGCCGUGCUGGAGCCGGAGGACCUGGACAGGAGGGCGCUGAGGGGCGGGACGGGGCUGGAGCCGGACACGGUGUCGCUGGCCUCUGUCACCGCGGUCACCACCAAUGUGUCCAACAAGAGGUCCAAACCCGACAUCAAGAUGGAGCCCAGCGCCGGCAGGCCCAUGGACUACCAGGUCAGCGUGACCAUCAUCGAGGCCCGGCAGCUCGUGGGGCUCAACAUGGACCCCGUGGUGUGCGUGGAGGUGGGCGAGGAGAAGAAGUUCACGUCCAUGAAGGAGUCCACCAAUUGCCCCUACUACAACGAGUACUUUGUCUUCGACUUCCACGUCCCCCCCGACGUCAUGUUCGACAAGAUCAUCAAGCUGUCCGUGAUCCACUCGAAGAACCUCCUGCGCAGCGGGACCCUCGUGGGCUCCUUCAAGAUGGACGUGGGGACUGUUUAUUCCCAGCCCG